Molecule: messenger RNA, 3650 nt
Organism: Grus americana (Whooping crane)
Lineage: Eukaryota; Metazoa; Chordata; Aves; Gruiformes; Gruidae
Gene: RXFP1
Product: relaxin family peptide receptor 1
Exons: 19
Coding region: 61-2361 (766 amino acids)
Biological process (GO): G protein-coupled receptor signaling pathway
Cellular component (GO): membrane
Molecular function (GO): G protein-coupled receptor activity; protein binding
Source: RefSeq, a predicted model, not a curated record
ACCCGUGUCCAUGCACACCCCAGCCUUCGCCUGCUGCAGAGCAGCCCCCGUCCUACAGAUAUGACAUCCGAGUGCUGCUUCUAUAUGUUGCUGCUUAUUGGUACCAAGGUUAUCCGUGACUCUUUGGAAGAUCACGUUUCUGGAGUUGGGGCCAGGUGCCCCCUGGGCUACUUUCCGUGUGGCAAUAUCACAAAGUGUUUGCCCCAACAACUUCACUGCAACGGUGAGGAUGACUGUGGGAAUCGGGCCGACGAAGACAACUGUGAAGACAACAAUGGAUGGUCUCUGCAAUUUGAUAAGCAUUAUACAAAGGACAAAUACAAUAAACUGAAAUCUCUGUAUGCGUUUCAGACGAAGACACCUGAGUGCUUGGCUGGUGCUGUGCCAGCAGAGUGUACCUGCCAGGGGCUGGAGGUCUUCUGCGAUGCUGCCAAAUUGCGUGCUGUCCCGUCAGUCUCUUCAAACAUAACCAUAAUGUCUCUUCAGAGGAAUCUGCUAAGGAAACUUUCUGCUGACAUUUUCAAGAAAUACCAAGACCUUAAAAAUCUGUAUCUUCAGAAUAAUAAAAUCAGAGCUGUAUCUGAACGUGCUUUCAAAGGUUUAUACAACUUGACGAAACUAUACCUGAGCAACAACAAGAUAACCAGUUUGAAGCCUGGUGUCUUUGAAGAUCUCCACAAACUGGAAUGGCUGAUAAUUGAAAAUAAUCGGAUAAAUCGGAUCUCGCCAUUAACAUUUUAUGGACUCAAAUCACUUAUUCUGCUAGAGAUGAUUAAUAAUUCUCUUGCUCAUUUGCCUGAUAAACCUCUGUGCCGAUAUAUGCCAAGACUAAACUGGCUAGACCUUGAAGGCAACCAUAUCCAUCAUGUAAGAAAUGUCACUUUCAUCUCCUGCAACACUCUAACUGUGCUGGUGUUGAGACAAAAUAAAAUCAGCUCUUUAAAUGAAAACAGCUUUUCUUCUCUCCAGAUGUUAGAUGAAUUAGAUUUGGCUAGCAACAAGAUUGAAUCACUUCCUCCGUAUAUAUUUAAGGAUCUAAAGGAGCUUUCACAACUGAACCUUUCUUACAACCCAAUCAAGAAAAUACAAAUAGACCAGUUUGAUUUUUUAAUUAAACUCAAAUCCCUCAGCUUGGAGGGCAUUGAAAUCGCAAACAUCCAGAGAAGAAUGUUCAGACCCCUUAGAAACCUUUCCCACAUAUAUUUUAAGAAAUUCCAGUACUGUGGAUAUGCCCCUCAUGUGCGCAGCUGUAAGCCCAAUACUGAUGGGAUUUCAUCCCUUGAGAAUCUUCUAGCCAGCAUCAUACAGAGAGUGUUUGUCUGGGUUGUCUCUGCCAUCACCUGCUUUGGAAAUAUUUUUGUUAUCUGCAUGAGGCCUUACAUCAGAUCAGAGAAUAAGCUCCAUGCCAUCUCAAUAAUGUCUCUCUGCUGUGCUGACUGUCUGAUGGGAAUAUAUUUAUUUGUGAUUGGAGCUUUUGAUCUUAAAUAUCGUGGAGAAUACAACAAGCACGCUCAGUUGUGGAUGGACAGUAUUCAUUGUCAAUUGGUGGGAUCGCUGGCUAUUCUGUCUACAGAGGUGUCAGUCUUACUGUUGACUUACCUGACUUUGGAAAAAUACAUCUGCAUAGUUUAUCCUUUUAGGUGUCUGAAGCCCAGAAAACGCAGGACAAUUUCCAUUUUGGUUCUUAUCUGGAUAAUUGGGUUUGCUGUUGCUUUUAUCCCACUGAGCAAUAAGGAAUUUUUCAGGAACUACUAUGGCACCAACGGCGUCUGUUUUCCUCUUCACUCAGAACAAACAGAAAGUUCAGGAAGUCAGAUUUAUUCUGUUGUCAUUUUUUUAGGUGUAAACUUGGCAGCUUUUAUCAUCAUUGUGUUUUCCUAUGGGAGUAUGUUCUACAGUGUUCACCAAACAGCUAUUACGGCUACUGAAAUUCGGAAUCAUAUUAAAAAAGAGAUGAUCCUUGCUAAACGUUUUUUCUUCAUUGUAUUUACUGAUGCACUAUGUUGGAUACCCAUUUUUAUUUUGAAACUCCUUUCUUUACUUCAAGUAGAAAUACCAGGUACCAUAACUUCUUGGGUAGUGAUUUUCAUACUGCCAAUAAAUAGUGCUUUGAAUCCUCUUCUCUACACUUUGACUACACGACCUUUCAAAGAAAUGAUUCAUCAGGUUUGGUAUAAUUACAGACAAAGAAGAUCCAAAAGAGGUAAAGGCAGUAAGAAAACAUAUGGUCCGUCAUUCAUUUGGGUAGAGAUGUGGCCAAUCCAUGAAAUCACGCCAAAGCUAACCAAGCCUGUGCUUUGUACAGACUCCUCUGAUGCUUCGGUGACUACACAGUCAACAAGGCUAAAUUCAUACACGUAAAUAAAUUUUGAAUCUUCAUGGUGACAUCUGCACUGUUAGCUUCACAUCUGUGGGCUUACUGCUUUACAGCAAUGAGGAAAAAUGAGGGAGGAAAAAUGGCACCUGGGCUCAUGUGAACCAAAGCAGGAAGAAGAGGGAGCAGUGUGUCCGUUCGCAGGUAGAACUGACACAACAACAAUUUUACCAUCUCACGGCAGUACCUGACAUUUGACAACUCAUCCUAGAUCAGAAUAAGAAGUCAGUUGUUUGAUUUUUUCCUCCCAGAAGCCAAGAAUGUGGAAAAAAACCCCAAACCAAACCAACAAACAAACCAAACUGUCAUUUAAAACAUCUCACCCUGAAAGCACAAUGUUUCAAAAUCACCUAUCUUUGGGGGGGGGGGGAUUAUUUUCAUUAAACUUUUUUUUUUUAAAUUCCCCAUUUCAACAGCUGAAUUUUUUAGAGUUGACUGGUUUUCUCAUUAAGAAUUUGUUUUUUCUCCUCAAAAUUUCUGACUGGCUAUAUUUAGGCUACAUCAGCUUUAGGGAGAAAUAGCCCUAAGAAAAGUAUUUAAAUUUCAUAAUUAGACUAGUUUAUUGUACUUGUCAAAGCCAGACAAGUGGAAAUUUUAUUCCUUUUAAAAAUUUACCAACUACUUCAACUCAUGUAAAGACGAUCCUGAAAUUGUAAUGAUUGUUCUAAUUCAGGCAGAACCACAACUGUGGAGAAGAAAAAAUAAAAAGGGUUUUUUUCUCAACUGAGUGACCCCCAGCUACAGCUGGUGGAAGCUUCCCCCUUCAGAAGAGCACCCUUCCCGGGAAAGACUGGACUGAGUAUCCCAACACCUUGAUGCUGCUCUUUUCCUCACUGUUUCUUAACAGGCUACCGUAAGUAGCUCCCCACAGCUUGCAAACUUCAACAAAUUUCAGUCUUAAGAUGUCUCAUUCUGUACAUGGAAUAAUGGGAGACAACCAAACAGAAGACUAUCAGUCUUAAUAGCUGUCAUGACAUGUACAUUUUAAUCACCUUUUGCAUCUGAUUGGAUGCAUUACAGUUAAAAUAAUUUAAGGAGCACAGCCAUUCAGCACUUUUGGAGGCAUUAUUUUACUUCCCAGUGUUACAAGGUUGAAAAAAAAAAUAAUAUCCCAUCUAAGACAAUCCUCUAGAGGCAUUUUUCUUCACAUAUCUUUACUGAAGAGAAUCUUUUCCAUUAUGAAUUACUACGACUGCCCUAGUUCUUUCAGUACUGUGCUCAUAGUCCAAUAGCCUAGAAGCCCACAAAAGUAAAAGAAAUGCUCCUUUUGCAUUGA